This is a messenger RNA of Brienomyrus brachyistius, 4012 nucleotides long. RefSeq names its product CCN family member 1-like. Gene Ontology annotation, biological process: signal transduction. Gene Ontology annotation, molecular function: protein binding. Gene Ontology annotation, cellular component: extracellular region. The transcript has 5 exons. The record is from RefSeq and is a predicted model, not a curated record. Bases 535 to 1623 code for a protein of 362 amino acids. Lineage: Eukaryota; Metazoa; Chordata; Actinopteri; Osteoglossiformes; Mormyridae.
GCGUGUCGGGCCGCCUUUAAAGAAGGGACAAUAUUUAUGUUCAAACAUAAAUAAAUAAACACCAAAGAUUGGAUUUUCGGAAUGUAGUAAUUCUAGAUUUUAUGAAUGACUGCAUUCAUAGUUAAUCACCAUUCGCAGUCCAGGUUAACUUGCACCAAUCUUAGCCCCGUCCCUCCCCAACCCUUCGGAAUUUCUUGGCUAGCUGCCCGUAUGUUUAUUGGCUGAACGCUUUGCAGGAGGCGGGGCUGCAAUGAACAGCACGAGGGAAGUAUAAAUAGACGUAGCAAAAUAAUUGUUGAAUGGUCGCAUGUUAGUUACUUUUUGGUGCACGGAGCAAAGGACAGCAAAGUAUCAAUAGACGAAGUAAAAAAAUCGUCGUAACGUUUUCACGAUAUAUCUAUUUCUUAUGUAAUUCUUUAGAUUUAAUAGCGGACGGCUUAACUGACUGCACAUCUAUAAGUCAUAAAAAUAGUUAGAAAUUAGCUAGAACGCAGACACUCGUCAAAUCUAUUUUUAUAGACAUCACCACACAGGAUGAAGAACUUUUUUUACUUCGUUGUUUCUGCAGUGGGGACUGUCAGUUUGGUCUACGCAGACUGUCCCGCAGUAUGUGACUGUCCUGCAGGGGCCCCCGUUUGCCCCCCGGGCGUGAGCGCAGUGCCGGAUGGCUGCGGCUGCUGUAAGGUGUGUGCUGCGCAGCUGAAUGAGGAUUGCCACCCCACGCAGCCGUGCGACCACCACAAGGGUCUGGAGUGUAACUACGGGAACGACGUCACCCACGACCGAGGCAUCUGCAGGGCAAAGCAGGAGGGCCGCACGUGCGAGUACAGCGGUAGGAUAUACCAGAGCGGGGAGAGUUUCCACGCCGGCUGCCAGCACCAGUGCACUUGUGUGGAUGGGGCGGUGGGUUGUGCCCCGCUCUGCCCCGCCCACCUGCUCUUUGCCACGCCCUCCUGCCCCGCCCCACGCCUCAUCAGAGUGCCAGGCCAGUGUUGCCCCAGGCUGGACUGCCACAAGGGGAAGCCAGACCAGUCCUCGACGCACCGGCACCCAUACAAGCCAGAAAACAGCGCCGAGAACGAGCUGUUGGCGACAGGAAAGAAAUGGGACAAGAAACAGGAGCAGAAACACCUGGCUGCGUGGAUGCAGGUAGUGAGGGAGUGCAUCAUUCAAACCACAGAGUGGUCCCCAUGUUCCCGUAGCUGUGGGAUGGGCGUGUCCUCGCGUGUCACCAACGACAACAGGAAGUGCAAACUAGUGAAGGAGACACGCCUGUGCACCAUCCGGCCCUGCGGCUCCGUGCCGGGACCCCUAAAGAAAGGGAGGAAGUGUUCCCGCACACACAAACCGCCGGAGCCGCUGCGUCUGUCGUACGCCGGUUGCCGUAGUGCCCGUCUCUACCAACCCAACUACUGUGGCACGUGCGCGGAUGGCCACUGCUGCACCCCACGGCGCUCACGCACCGCCGCCGUUCUCUUUGUGUGCCCCGACGGCGAGCGCUUCCAGAAGGCGGUCAUGUUCGUGCGCUCCUGCAAGUGCGGCGUGCCGUGCGAGCCGCUGAACGAGGCCGCCAUGGUGCCACGGCACUGGCUGCAAGGGGACAUGCACAACUUCACCGACUAGCGCCACCCACAGGCUAGAGUAGGUAUAGUCGGACCGUUUCUGCAGAAUGGGGGCCAGGUGUGGUGGUCCCUCCCCCCUUAGAACCAUCUCACGACUGAGACGGUUGACUUCGUUGUAGAAAACAUUUCCGUAGGUCCGCCAUGAAUCGUUUGUGGAAAUGGCAACUCAUUCGACGGAAGAGACGGAUAAGACCCUUUUGUCGCGCCUGGACAAAACCGGCUCGUUGUGAUCAUCCCAAAGUCAACUGGAUUAGCAGAUGUAUUGAUUGUCAGAUCUGAGGACCAUCUUGGUCCAAACGUUGAUUAGACAUGACCUGGAACAUUUUCUGGGAGUCCGUAAGGUUGACAACAGCUCACAUGGCUGAACUUGAUCUGUAUGAAUGAGGUGAACUGAAGACUGACCUGGGCAUUAGGGCCUUCCACUGUUAAUAGACUAGGGAAAACGCUGAUUGAAAGCACAAACUGACAAGCCUGAACGGGCUGAAAAAUCAGAAAAAUUGAGGGAAACGCUGCCACUCACUGACUGAAAUGUUUAUUCUUGCACUAUUUACGUUUCGCAUCAACUUGAAAUCAAGCUCUGCCGAGCAGAAAAGUUGGAUGACAGAGCACAUCCAGACAGAGUUUGUUGGUUUUGGAGAGAAACCAUUGCUGGUACCCAGGACAGGAAUCAGGCCUGAUGGUAUGUGAAUCUCUAGUGUUACAUUGGUCUCCAUAUGGUAUGCCCACAGCCUUUGGCCUGCUGGAUACAAGCUGAGAAACGUUUACCAAUUACGGGGCAGUGAGCUCAAAGCCAAACUUGGAUGCUUGGAUCGUUACCCCUCGGCCAAGGCGCCAGGCCUCAAUAAUUUCUGUUCUGGGAGAGCCAAGAUUCCACUGAGCUAUAAAAGCCAAGCCAAACUGGGGAGGGAGGGGCAUAGCUUGAUACUGCUGGGUGGGUCGGACCAUUCUUGGUAUUAUUGUGUAAUGAGGGGAGGGGUGUAGGGUCCAGACCUGGAUUCUCUGGAUGUAGAACAUCCAGAUGUACAUGGAAUAGACUGUGAGGGAUUGCUCCUGAUCAGUGUUUGGCUUUAUUCGGGGGCACCUGUUUUUAACAGUUUCACAUACAUUAUUCUUUUAAAUGGCUGCAUUUUUCCACCUGGAAGUUUAAAAUUUCAUGUUUUGGGCAUUGAUUUUUGGUGUCUUAUAAUUUUAUUGAUCUUUAAAAGCUUUAGGGGGAAAAAAUUGCUACUUUAUGCAGCAAAAAUUGCUUCGUUCGGAAGCACUUUCUAGCACAUUUAACUGGCAUCUGACAAAUGUUUUUCCGUGUUUAUACCGUCUCCAUCGCAGGCGGCAGCCAUCUGCGCAAUACGACCUUUGCACUAAUAUGCAAUCCAUGUGCAAUUAUGUGCGUCCCUGCAACCUUUUGGGCAGCUAAGCUUUGUUAGCCUCUCUGUAGAUCAUUUAAAACUACAUGCAAUUAGAUGCAAUUCCCCCAUCUGUACUUCAACCAUUUUGUAGCCGAUCACAGGCCACACUGCAUAAAUUAAAAACCGCUCAAACUGAUUGUUCAAUGUUUUUUGUAAGUCCAUCAAUAUAGCAUGGAGUUUAAAAUUACCUUCCUGAAAAGCUCUCGAAUGCCACCCAUUCAUAUACAAGCUGGUUAAACCCUUAUUCGGUGUGUUCGGUGUCAGGGCCACUGUCCACAAUGAGCCCAGCAUCACAUCUGCCACAGUAAUGCACAUCAGAAGAUUUACAAAGAAAAUGGUGCCUCUUCUCAGCAGAAGUUUAGGUACAGAAAUCAUACUCAGAUUUAAGCAGGGGUAUGAGAGGGUGUCAAAUGUCACCCUAACCCCCCCCCCCCAACCCAUGCCAUAAUUCACACUGACAGAACUGGGCUCUGGUCCCAAGGGAAAACCCAGCCGAAGGUACCUCAAUACCCUCUGCCGACAGCCUGUGCCAACUCCCAUUUCAAGUGAAAAUUCCACUAGUUCGGACAAGCUUUCCCAGCACCUCAUUUUACUCAAGUCAUCUCCUGUCCAGGGCUGACACCGAACGCACAACCUGACCUUCACUAUUCACUGUGGACUUAAGGGCGCAUUUCUUACCAUUCAACUCAGAAUAUUGGAAAGUCCCAUAAGAACCCAAAGCAUAGUCACCACACAUCAGCUGGGGAGCAAAUUAAAACCGUGACGUUAAUACACGGGCCCCCCCUCCCCCCUCGUGUGAAGAAGCUCAUGCAACAAAUACUGACAUUGUAUAAAAAGUUUUAAUUUCUUUAACCAAAAAACAAAACAAAAAAAAACCACAAUUAAAGAAAAUUAAAAGCUGGACACCCCCAGCAAUACAAUAAACAAGUUACAUUUGCCAGAGUAAUGAUCAGGAGUUUGGGGGGGGGGGGGGCAUUAAAAUAA